This is a messenger RNA of Paramecium tetraurelia, 1989 nucleotides long. RefSeq lists its product as uncharacterized. The record is from RefSeq and is a predicted model, not a curated record. Lineage: Eukaryota; Ciliophora; Oligohymenophorea; Peniculida; Parameciidae. The transcript has 2 exons.
AUGAAUGAAAUAGAAGAAUAGGAAAAAUAGUUAUAUUAUCUUUAAAGAUAGAAAAUAGCCCAAUAAGAGAAAUAGUUACUAAUGAAGGAUCAAUUGAUAUUGGAAUUGCAAAGCAAAUACAAGAAUCUUUAUGAUGAUUAUUAGCACAAUUUAAGAGUUAUUAAAGAUAGGGAUGAGGAACUGGAUGAAAUAACAGACAAGCUCCUCUCCCUGAAACAGUAGAAUGAUAAAUAGCUGAAUGAAUAUAUUGAAUUGGAAGCUGAGAUACAUAGAAAGCAGGAAGAAUGGAAAUUAUAACGGGAUAAUUUGAAAUCCAAGAAUGAUGAAUAGAGGAAAGAAAUUAAAUAUCUAAAGCGCAUUCAUGAAGAAGAGAUAAAUUAAUUCUAAGCCAAAUACAAAUAAACGCUUCACUAAUUAGAAUAAUUGAAAAAUGAAAAAUUGUAUUUCAAAAAUCAAUAGGAUCAAUUACAUGAUUAAAAGGAGUAGAUCGAAUAACUGCUCCAAAAAAACAAUGAUCAAAAGAACAUCAUCAUUAAGUUGGAGCAGGCUUCAGAAUAGCACAUCCAAAUCAAUAAUGAAAAUGCUUAAUUGUAAUAGAAACUUAAUCUUCAGAAACAAUAAUUCAAUGAGCAAAUAGCUGAAUUUCAAAAUGAUAAUCAACUUUUGAAAUUGAAAAUCUAAUAAUAACAAUAAAUUAUUGAUUAAAUCAAAAGAGAUCACGAUGAUUAAUAGGGAUAGGAUUCUAUCAAUUAAAACAAAUUAUAAAAUGUUGGAGAUGAAAUAAAAAAAGAAAACUAAAGGAAAGUUGUUGAAGGAGCAGACUCAACAAUAAUUGAAAUCGAUUCAAACUCAGUCAGAGGAGAAGAUUAGAAAAUUGGAAUACUAAUUACAACAUUAUAAAUACAAGAGGCAAAUUAAAAGGAAAAAUGUUAGGAAAUAGAAACCAAGCUUAAUCGAUUGAUUUUUGAUAAUGAACAAAGAGUAUAGUAAUUAAUUAAAAAUAAUGAGUUGGAUAAAAAACAAUCAAAGAAUGAUUUGGAUCUGAAGAUCUAUUAAAUCACUCAAUUAAAUGAUGAAAUAGCAAAUCUAAAAUCGACAAUCAAUGAGUCCAACAAAUUACUAGAUAAUAUGGCAGCCAAAAUUUAAGAAUUGAAGAAUGAAAAUAAUAUUUUAAUAGAGGAAGUGGUCGCCUUAAGGAAAAAUAAUAAUUUAAAUAAUACUAACAAAAAACCACAAUUAUAAUAAUCCAAUCCUUCCAAUAAGAAACCAUCUUAAUAAUAGCCAUAGCAACAAUAACCAAUUCAAUAACCCAAGAUGAAGUUCUUAGAUGAGGAGGAAGAGGUGGAAUCGGUUGAAAAACUCCUCUUUAGUGGAGAUGAAGGACCUGUAUCUAGUCUACUUUAGAGGGGAUCUAUGCAAUAGCAGAUCAAAUAAUCCAAGCAAUCCUUGUCUAAACAUCAUCGAAGUUUGGAAUAGGAAAAUACUCAAUUAAAAUUGUUUGUGAAAGACAUGCAUCAAACAAUGGAGAAUACAAAGGAUUAGUUAUUGUUGAAGGUUUAGGAAUUAAAUAUUCAAAAGCAAGAGUGUUAUUAGGCCAAAGAGAAAAUCUAAUCGCUCUAGCAGGAAAUCUUGAAAUAUAAAGAAUAAAUCUUAAUUCUCUAAGCAUAAACAAAAAAUAAUGAGGAUUUGGAAAGUGUAACUAGUGAAUUAAAACUACAGAUAGAGAAUCUUAGUAAAAAGCUUUAGAAUUCAAAGGAGGUCAUUUUGAAGUUGAAGUAAGAGAGAGAAAAACUCUUGGAUAUAACAAAUGAAUUGAAUUAAAAAUUAAAGGAUUCUGACAAUCAGGAGGAAUUGUUAUAGAUGCAAACUGAAAUAAAAUACUUAUAAAAUUAAAUUAAGUAGUUGUAAUUAUAAAAUGAAAUUCCAAUAAAUUAAAAAUCACAACUACCAAAUCUUAGUGAGAUUCAAAAUUAAUUGUUUGUGAAAUGA